Messenger RNA from Phalacrocorax carbo (great cormorant), 399 nucleotides. The record is from RefSeq and is a predicted model, not a curated record. Lineage: Eukaryota; Metazoa; Chordata; Aves; Suliformes; Phalacrocoracidae.
AUGUGCUCCCGCCAGGACAAAGACCAGCACCACUGGCAAGAACGAUCCUCAUGCCACGGCAGUGAAGGGUGCCACAGGAGCAGCGGUGGAUCUGGAUGCCACGGGAGCAGCGGGGGAUCCGGAUGCCACAGGAGCAGCGGUGGAUCUGGAUGCCACGGGAGCAGCGGUGGAUCUGGAUGCCACGGGAGCAGUGGGGGAUCCGGAUGCCACGGGAGCAGUGGGGGAUCCAGAUGCCACGGGAGCAGCGGUGGAUCCAGUUGCCACGGGAGCAGUGGGGGAUCCAGAUGCCAUGGGAGCAGUGGGGGAUCUGGGUGCCAUGGGAGCAGUGGGGGAUCCUGCCAUGGAAAGCCACAGGGUUGCCAGCAGCAAAUUUAUCAAGUAUCCUCAAAGAUGAAGUGA